AUGUUGCUACCACUUCUGGGGGCUUGUGCUGUGGUAGGUCCAUUCCAGGGCCCUGAGUGGGAGCCAGUGAGGAGCCUACUGUCUCAGGAUCAGAGCUGCAAGGACCCCCGGUGCUGCGGCAAUCUGCUUGUCUUCUGCCUCUUUCUGAUCUGGCAGAUCCAGCAGUAUUGGUACCAGCUCUCCAGGACCAGGAAGAGGAACGUCACUAAGGUGCCACCACAGAGACGGACAGUGUUGUCUCCCACCCAGGACCCUUUCUUUGAGGUGAUUCCCCAAUUCUUCACUCACGGAAAAACCAGGGGCCUGGAUGUUCACAUCCAGCAGUGGAUACAGAGGCCGCGAUGGGGAUACCAGAGGCGUAUCAGACAACAGUGGGACACCCAGUACCUGCUGUCUCCACAGAAGCCAUGUGAAGACCUGCCUUGGGAUGUCCACAGCUCCACUGAGCCCAUCUUUUGUUCCUCUUCCUUUUCAAACACUUGUCUCCUCCCUCAGGGCAGUUCUUGGGAAGCGUGGCCAUUACCCUGGUAUCCCAGGAAUAGCGAGGCCCACCCUUCCUUGACUGUUUGCCAAAGAAUGGAACGGCUGCUGGCUCCUUCUCAGAAGCUGGUGCCAGUGGAGCCUGUUAGCCUGAGGUACACCUCCACAACUUUAGCUUUCUCUCUUCCAAACGUCCCCCCGGCUCAGAGCCCAGACUUCUGCCUCAGGGAGCUUCUGCCUGAUCCUCUUAACCAACAAUUGGAAGUGCCCAUGAAGGAGUGCUUGGAGAGCCCACUGGGUCCCUUAGUACCAUGGGGUAAAACCCAGACUGCAGGCAGAGAGUACAGGGACGUUGCUCUGCAGUAUCUAAACAGGAGAGAGAACCGAAGGGACAGCGCUCAGGAAGUGCGAGCAUCUGGAGUCUUCCGCCCAAUAGACUCUGGAGUGGAGGAGGAUGGAGAGGUGAAAGGCCUGAGGUACAGAAACCAGAGGCAAGAAAGAAGGGAAACUGAUGGAGAGGUCUCAGUGCCAGGGUGGGACGGGCAAGACCAGGUGAGGACUGCAGAUAGAGAACAAACUGAGAAAGUAGGGAGGAAAACUCAGAGGGAGCCUGUCGAUAAGAAACCUCCUUCCCAGGUUCCUAUGGGAGAGAACCAAGAACAGUUCAGAUGUACAACUGACACAGCAACUCAGACACCACAGUGGGGCGGCUGCUCUGUGGAUGCUGUGGAGACUCCAGCACUGGGGAAGAGGAAUGAGGAAGGAGCCAGCGGGAAGGAAGAGGCAGAGGUCAAGGUCCAAGGAUUGGAAACUCAGGGCUGGACUGGAAGUAGGGCUGCUGAGAAUUCCCAAACGCUAGAGUGGAGGACACAAGACCAGACUGGAGACAAUACAGGGACAGAAACUGAGGCAGAGGAAGGAAGAAACAAGGACCAGAUUGGAAAUGAGGAUGGUGCGGAAAUCCAGACAUCUGGAAGGGAGACUCUGGGAGAAUUCAGACAGCAGGACAAAGAAGAGACCCAGGCCCCGGGGUGGCAGAAACAGGGAUGCAUUAGAACUGAGGACGAGGUCCAGACUCCAGCUGGGGAGCGUGGAGGACAGAGCAGAAGGGAGAACGACAGGAAGACCCAAGCAUCUAAGGGAGAGAACCAGGAUCUGUCAAGACAGGAAGUUGAAUUGGGGAUGAGGAAGCUUAGGGAGGUAAGAGAAGAGGACUGGGUAGUGAUCCAGGCCCCAUGGUGGGGCAGUCAGAGGCUCAUGCCGAUGGCAGUAGACAGAGGACUCACGAUACCAUGCUGGGGACACCAGAGUCUGGUGGGAGGAGAACGUGCUGUAGACAUCCUGUCACUGGAAAGUGACCGACGAGAAGGUGGAGAUGCUGAUGCAGCAAAUCUGGUGACACCCGAGGCCAAGGAGCAGGCUCAAUCCAGUGGACCUGACUUGCAGACUUACACAGUGCAGAGCAAGGAUGAGGAAAAUACUGAAGAGGAAAACGGAACAGACACUCUGGCACUAGGGAUGAGAAACCUGAGAGGGGUUAACGGCACCGGUGAAGCGCAGACCCAGAAACUUGGGGAAGAAAAUCAGGGUCAGUUAGGGAGUGAAUACCAUAAAAUGAUUCAUGGACCAAAACGGAAGAAUCAGAAGCAAGUUGGAGGCAAUGAGCAUAUCAAUAACCAGACAUCUGAGGCAGAGAACUGGGAGGAGCUAACAAGUAAGAAAGGUGAUACGACCCACGCAUCAGGGUUCGAGGAAGCUGAGGAGGUUGAUGGUGAGGAAGGCACAGAAGUUUCAAUAGAAGGGAUGAGAAUCGUGAGUAGAGCCGAAGGGGAGGAAGGUACAGAGACCAAGGCAGCCACAGAAGAAAGCCAGAGCCGGUUAGUUGAUGUGGAUACAAACACCCAUUCAUCAGAGUUAAAGAACCAGAAGGAGGUGGGCAGUGAGGAUGGUACAGAGGCUCAGGCCCCAGAGAAGAGAAAAGAACCUAGAGAUGAUAAUAUAAAGGCCCAGAGACCUGAGAGCAAGAACCAGGGACAGCCGGCUGACGCUAGAGGGAGCUGUUCUGCAAGACGGAGGAGCUGGGAACAGGCCAAAGGAGAGAACACUUCAGAAAAUGGGGCAUUGGAGAAGAAAAACUGGAGAGAGGCUGGAAGAGAGAAUUGUAGAAAGAUGCAGGGACCCACGAGAAAGGAUCAGAGGCGGUUAGGUGAAGUUGAUGGUAAGAUCUACAGGUUAGAGUGGAGGAACCAGAAGAAUUUUAGAGAUGGGAAUGAUGUAGAAAUUAAAAAACAAGGGAAGAGAAACCCGAGAGGCUUCGCAGGAGAGGAUGGCUCAGAGACCCAAAGCUCUGUGCGAGAGGAUCAGAGACAGUCUGGGUGUGAAACCAAUGAAAAGAUUCAGACACGGGGGCAAAGAAUCCAGAGCAAGCGCAGAGACGCUGCUACAGAAAUCCAGGAUGUUGGGGUCCCGAGAAAUUGCAGAGCUGGGGAUUCUAAACUGCCUCAUCCAUCCAGGAGAGGAGAUUGGGUCAGCAGGAAGGAUGCUGUCAGGGCCAGUCCCCCAAAUGGCUCUUCUGGGAGAGUGGGGUCCACAAGCCGGAAGUGCAGCUUGGCUCAGCCGGCCUCUCUCACUUCCGGAUAUGGAACCCCCAGACACAAGCAACCAGUGGCUGGAAAUGGUGUAGACUCUGCUCCUUGUUCUGAAGGACAUCUAAGUAGCCAGAGCACAGCUCCUGCCUGGACGCACAGACGUAAGGUCAGUGAAAGGACCCAGAAGGUCCAACCUGGAUCUCGAAGACAAGAAAAGGACAAAAGGAUGGAUCCAGAAAAGGCUUCCAGCUCGACCUGCCAGCACCCGUAUCCACAGUCUCCAGCAUCCUCUGUCUUUCCCUCUCUCCUAUGUCCCCAAGUCUCCCAAGCUGCCCCAGCUCUAGCAUGCCUACCAGUUGCACUCACCACCCCUCACAAAUGGCCAGUCCUCAAGAAGAGCAAACAACUGCUCCUGGAAUCCCUCAUGAAGAGGAGGAUUGCACAUCUGAGAUGGGGCCUCCCUCGACGAAUCCUGGAGUCUUACUUGCUUUUUCACUUCUUAGAAUCUUGCUCAUUGCCGCGGGCUGGAGCGAGGCUGCCUGGAUUACGCCCAGACCAGGAACGCCAAAGGCAGCAGGAACGACAUUGUGCGUCCCAGGCAUCCCUGUUAGGCCUUGGGUCUCCAGCCAGGUCUCGAAGCCGUCCAGUUCUUGAAAAAAAAAGCUCUAAACUUUGUACCCAAGUCCAGACUCUUGAGAAGCGUAGACCAACCGAAUCAGAGCCAAUGGGCAGUUCCAUUCCACCUAAGAAACCCAGGAGAAUAAGACCACCAGGGGGAGCAAGAGAACCACAGAUCCAGGAAGCGGCCACUAAGGCCAAAGUUCCUGCUCCCAGGAAUCUCAGGCCCACAGUAGAGUCUAGGAGCUGGCAUAACCCAGGAGCAGUCCCAGAGCUUUCCAUUGAGAACAGCAGAAGCAGAAGAAUGGCUAGGCCUGGAGCCUCCCAUGUGGAAGAGAAGACUCCCAGCAAAGCGACAGCCUCAUCCUGUCCAGGAGGCUACAACCACUGGAAAAAGGAAUGCAUUCCAAGGGAAGCCUCCGAGCUCCCCACUGUCAAGUGUCAACCGCCCACAUGCGGAAGAAGUGGAAGCGCGGGGCCUGCAGAGGACCGAAAACGAGCCAGUUCUCCACAUACCUCCAGCUUCAAAGGGAGCAUCCACUCGGCUGCAACCAGACUGAGCAUGACCAUCUGGAACAAGGCACCGUGGUCUACACAGCUGGCUAAGACCCAGCACUCAACCCCCUUUCUCACCCCGAGGAAUCCUACCCAACCUAGCAAUGUUGGGGCUCCAUAUAGAGAGGAGGACAGCAGCAGAUUCCCCACAGCUUUGGAGAAGGACCUGGAACCACCAGGACAUUCUUGUACAGGAAUAACUGUUCCUAAGAUAGAGAGCUACCAGGAACAGGAGACACCUGAGAAGUCAAAGGGGGCACCACAAAACCCAGCCGUCUCUCAAAAGUUUGGUUUUAUGAGGCACUUGAGAUAUUUUCUCAGACAGUAUGGCCUUAAAAAGUAGCCCACAGGCCCAAAGUCCUUAGGACAUGUCAGAGAAAGCUCAAUGAGAGUGACCUGCGUAGUCUCAGAGCCUCUAAUAAAAUUGGUUAUUUGGA
Molecule: messenger RNA, 4678 nt
Organism: Rattus rattus (black rat)
Lineage: Eukaryota; Metazoa; Chordata; Mammalia; Rodentia; Muridae
Exons: 2
Coding region: 1-4584 (1527 amino acids)
Source: RefSeq, a predicted model, not a curated record